AUGAAAAGAAGUACAACAAAUGACAAUGAAGAUGAUUUAACUUUUACACCUGUAAUUGGAAUGAGAAUAAACGACCAUAAAAAAUUAUCACCACCACGAAAAAAACUCAAAUUUGGUGUUGAUGCAAUUCUUGGUACACAUUCAGAUAAUGAAUCUUCAUUUGAUGUUGGGAAUGAUUCAGAUGAUGAUUUAAGACAUAAAGUUCGUGUUCAUGCUGAAUCACCUAUUUCAUCAAGUUCAUCGGUUUCUUCAAAUGAACCAUGUAUUACCAAAUCACCUCUUUUCAAACCACCAUUUUUAGCACAUCUUAAUAGUAGUUCGCCAUCAACCGAUCAACAUUCUAUACCACAUUCAGCACUUCUCUCUCAUUCUAUUUAUGGAUCAUCAUCAUAUUCACCAUUUAAUUGUCUAUCAUCCAACAAUAAUAAUAAUAAUAACAACAGUAAUGGUAUAACUGGAUCAUCACGAGAACAUAUCAAUGAACAACAACAUCAAAAUCUUCUUCAUGAUCGUCUUCUUCUCCAAAUGGCUGCUAGUAGUCGACAGCAACAUCUAUCAUUUGAUGGUCAUCCUCUACCACCCAAUGGAUUAUGGCGUCCAGGUCUUCGACCUUUUAUUGGUAAUCAACCAGGUAGUUAUUUCGGUAGUAAUGGUUCACCAUCAAUAAAUUCAUCAACACCUUCAUUAUUAAGUGGUACAGUACCACCAAAUGGACUUUAUAUUCCACCACCACCUUCAAGUAUAUUUUGGCCUUUAGGACUUCGUAGUAAACCACGUCGUGGAAUGUUACGACGUGCAGUUUUUUCUGAUCAACAACGUAAAGGUCUUGAAAUUGCUUUUCUUAAACAAAAAUAUAUUAGUAAACCAGAAAGAAAAAAAUUAGCUCAACGACUUGGAUUAAAAGAUUCACAGGUUAAAAUAUGGUUUCAAAAUCGUCGUAUGAAAUGGAGAAAUACAAAAGAACGUGAAUUACUCACAUCAAGUUCAACAACUAAUAGCAAUAACAAUAACAACAAUAACAAUAAUAAUAAUAAUAAUAAUUUCACUGAUGGUACAGAAUCAACCUCGUCAACAAAAAAUUCAACAAGUCAUGAGAAAAAUGAAUUAUGUAUUUUAUCAAAUGAUUGUUGUGAUUGUCAACAACAACAAAAUGAAGAUACGAUCACCUUUCAUCCAUCAUUAACUGUUAAUAAUGAUGAAACAAAUAGUUCUGAUGUUGAUGUUAAUGAUGAUUCAAGAAAACCAUAA
Rotaria sp. Silwood2 is the source of this 1248-nucleotide messenger RNA. NCBI's taxonomy places the organism in Eukaryota, Metazoa, Rotifera, Eurotatoria, Philodinida, Philodinidae. The record is from the annotation of a GenBank genome assembly.